Molecule: messenger RNA, 1473 nt
Organism: Bacidia gigantensis
Lineage: Eukaryota; Fungi; Ascomycota; Lecanoromycetes; Lecanorales; Ramalinaceae
Exons: 3
Coding region: 1-1473 (490 amino acids)
Source: RefSeq, a predicted model, not a curated record
AUGAACUCACGUCUGACCGCCCCAGACGAAUACGAGCUCGUUGAACGGGAGUCUUUCGAAUCAGAUGAGGUAUUCGACCUUGACAGUCACGAUUUCCAGUCAAGCGGGCGAAGCGCAUCCUCGUAUGCCUCAAGAGUGCCUCUUAUGGGUAGAGCGCAGGCGCUCCUGUCGGUCCUAUUACCGAGAUGGCUGUUGAAGCAGAAGGGUUAUCAAAAGCUCCCAGCUCGGAGAAGUUCUUUAUCUCAACAGCGAAGAAUGAUCAUAGCAUUCCUUGUCAUUCUUACGUGCGUUUUCAAUCCUUCCUAUACGCGGCCACCAAAACGAUACCAGGACCUGAGGGCACGGGUGGAAGGCUCAAAGGAUGACGGACGCGCAAACCCAGGGAAUCAAAAGAUAUUUAUUGCGGCUAGUAUCUAUGACGAAGGGGGUACUUACUUGGUGGGGAUUGGGGUAAAGCGCAUUUACGAGAAUGAGAGUGGAGAGGACGCUCUAUCCGCUCAAAAGACUUUUGAGAAUGAAGUUCAAUGCCGAAAGUCGAUCGUCUGGGAUCGGAAUUUCACAAUGCAGGAUGUGCCUCAUGUCUCUCUACCAGAUGGGUCAAAAAGGAUCAAGCGCAUUGCAUUCCUGGCGGAAGUCCGUAACAGGGCUCUUCUUCCACUUGCAAAAGAGAUGUCCAGCGUGCAAUAUGACAAAAUCUUGUAUCUGAACGAUGUUCUUUUCCGUCCUGUAGACGCUGCUCAGCUCCUGUUCUCAACAAACCAUGAUAAAACAGGUCAGGCUUCCUAUCGCGCAGCUUGUGCGGUAGAUUUCGUCAAUCCGUUCAAAUUCUACGAUACUUUCGCUACAAGAGACGCGGACGGCUAUAGCAUGGGUGUACCGUUUUUUCCCUGGUUCACGAGCUCUGGUAGCGGUAUCAGCAGGAGCGACGUUCUCGCUGGCAAGGAUGCUGUGCGUGUGAAGAGCUGCUGGGGAGGCAUGGUCGCUUUCGAUGCCAGGCCUUUUCAAGCUUCGCAGCCUCUUCAAUUCCGGGCUUCAGAUGAUCUUUACUGGGACGCAUCUGAGUGCUGUUUGAUACAUGCUGAUUUGAUGCGGCAGACUGGUAUUGUCCAAGGCGGGAAUGUUGUUGGUAUAUAUAUGAAUCCUUUCGUGAGGGUAGCCUAUAGUGCACGUACUUUGAGCUGGCUAUACUUCACGCGGCGCUUUGAACGGCUCUAUACUUUGCCACAUUCACUGGUGAAUAGACUGGUUGGACUUCCGUGGUUCAAUCCGAGGCGUACGGAGGAGGCUGGGAAGAAGGUCGAGGAGAAGAUUUGGGUACCGAACAGUGACGACAAGAAGGGUGGAUCAUUUCAAGUGCAGGAAAGAAGGGCCACUGGGGAUGGCUUCUGCGGACGUAGAGGUUUACAGCUAAUCAAAGAAAGUCCGAGAGAGGAUGAGAAGAAUUGGGAAAUCAUGCCAGUCCCUCCAGAUUGA